GCGGUCCCCACUCCCCGCUCCCGCCGCCGCCGCCGCGGAGGGGACAGCGCCAUGCCGGGACGGCUCCGGGCGGGACGGGCGGGCCGCGCCCCCGGGGCUCCCCCGCGGACGCCCGCGCGCGGCCCCCUGCGUGAGGCAAAAGGACUCCCAUGGAAGAGGGAACUCUUUGUCCGUGUUCCAGAAUGUGUUUCCAAGCUCAUCAGUGCAACAUGAUACUGCUGCUUUGUGUUGAAAUGCUUGAAGAACACCCACUUCUCCACUGGCACCCUACAUCCUACUGAAACCAUGGUCUUCUCAGAAGUGUUGACUGCGUCCCAUACUGGGACAACCAGCACAACAUUCGUAGUCUAUGAAAACACAUACGUGAAUAUCACGCUCCCUCCACCAUUCCAACACCCUGGCAUCGGUCCGCUGCUUAGGUACGGGCUUGAAACCAUGACUCCCACUGGGAUGAGUUCCUUGGGGGUGAAUAGCACAGCUGUACCCCCAACACCAGCAGCUUUUAAGAGCCUAAACUUGCCUCUCCAGAUCAUCCUUUCUGCUAUAAUGAUAUUUAUACUGUUUGUGUCUUUUCUUGGGAACUUGGUUGUUUGCCUCAUGGUUUACCAAAAAGCUGCCAUGCGUUCUGCCAUUAACAUCCUCCUUGCCAGCCUGGCAUUUGCAGACAUGUUGCUUGCAGUGUUGAACAUGCCCUUUGCCUUGGUGACUAUUCUUACGACCAGGUGGAUUUUUGGGAAGUUCUUCUGUAGGGUAUCUGCUAUGUUUUUCUGGUUGUUUGUGAUAGAGGGAGUAGCCAUCCUGCUCAUCAUUAGCAUUGAUAGGUUCCUUAUUAUAGUCCAGAGGCAGGAUAAGCUGAAUCCAUACAGGGCUAAGGUUCUGAUCGCAGUUUCCUGGGCAACUUCCUUUUGCAUAGCUUUUCCUUUGGCUGCAGGAAACCCUGACCUGCAGAUACCUUCCAGAGCCCCCCAGUGCGUGUUUGGGUACACAACCAAUCCAGGUUACCAAGCUUAUGUGAUUUUGAUCUCUCUCAUUUCUUUCUUCAUACCCUUCCUGGUGAUACUGUAUUCCUUCAUGGGCAUCCUCAACACCCUUCGGCACAAUGCCUUGAGGAUCCAUAGCUACCCUGAGGGUAUAUGUCUCAGCCAGGCCAGCAAACUGGGUCUCAUGAGCCUACAGAGACCCUUCCAGAUGAGCGUUGACAUGGGCUUUAAAACGCGUGCCUUCACCACCAUUCUGAUUCUCUUUGCGGUCUUCAUUGUCUGCUGGGCCCCAUUCACCACUUACAGCCUUGUGGCAACGUUCAGCAAGCACUUUUACUACAAGCACAACUUUUUUGAGAUUAGCACCUGGCUGCUCUGGCUCUGCUACCUCAAGUCUGCAUUGAACCCGCUGAUUUACUACUGGAGGAUCAAGAAAUUCCAUGACGCCUGCCUGGACAUGAUGCCUAAGUCCUUUAAGUUUCUGCCCCGGCUCCCUGGUAACACAAGGCGACGGAUACGCCCCAGCGCCGUCUACGUGUGUGGGGAACAUCGGACGGUGGUGUGAAUACCGGCACGGCCUGACGUUUUGGGCGGCAGUCAUUCUCUACCUGACUUUGAAUUUUCUUUCACAUGGCUGUCCACUUACACUUGUUUUCUUUAUAGAGCCUGUGUAAGGGUGUGUAUGCAGUGUAAAGAAAGAAUGGUGGUUAUAAUUCUCUUACCAAGAAUACACAUAGGGAAGUAAUCACCUAUGUUACCUCCAGGGUUCAAGCAACACAUCCUCGAUUUAGGGUGGGAAGAUGGCUUUUUUUUUUCUUUGACUGGUUUUGUUUUUGAAGGAGGAAUCAGGAUUGUGCUUUACUGCGCCUGCCGUUACAUUGAACUCCAGGUGUUUUGUAGCUGCUAAGUUGAGUUUAUCAGUUAGUUUUUUUUUUCUGGAAGACACGGCUGCUUACCGCCAUCAUAUCGGAGCCAAAAACCACUUUUACAUCUCAGUAGAUAACUAUUUACUUUUAUUUAAAUAUAUAACCCAAGGGGGUUAGAGACAUUUUAAAGGUCAUUACUAUUUACUUUGGUGCACUUUAAGAAACAAUGUACAAACUAAUUCAGUCAUAAAUUGUUUUUAUACAUGUAGACACGUUGUGCUUUAGGAAGUAUUGCAUUAUCAUUUCCAGGAAGAUAGCUUUUGAAAAAUGUUUUGUCUGCAUGUAUGGUUCUAAAGAAGAGAACAUAAAAAUACAGAAAUUUUUCUAAGCACAAAAGCAAUUCUUUAGGGCGAUAGGGCAAAGUUGAGGAGACAGAACCCUUGCAAAUUUAAAUGGGACGCAGUGAAGGCGAGGCUGCUGCUGGCCGUGGUGUUUCCUUUUACUCAAGGACUCUCACCGAGUCCAGGGCAGAGAAGGGCCUACCGUUUCUUGAACACCUACUGUGUGCCAGGCACUGUGCUUCAUUGUAUCCUCACAGCAUCCUAUGAGGUAGGUAUUAUUUCUUCCAUUUUUAUAGAUGAGGAAAGCAAAUCUCAGAGAGACAAAAAUCCUGUCCAAGGUUAGUGGUAGAACUGGGACCCCCAAAAAUCUGUCAGAGUCCUGAGACGUGCUCUAGUCCACUGUGCCACACGUAACAUCGGUCAUAGAUGUUUCCUAGUCAAGAGGCAAUGCUGUGUGUCCUUUAAUUUUUUUUUUUAGACUGAAACCUUCCUCUUCAAAAUAAGUUCACUUUAUUUUUAAUUACCAAAAGAUGUGUGAAACCAUUACAGAAAGUCUGGAAAAUGCAAAGAAAUAAAAGCACUCACAGCCACCCUUUUAUACUGGAAUUUAAACAUUUUAGAUAAGUAGCGCUGUAAGGAGAGAAGGUGAUUUUUUUUUGGUUUGGUAAAACAAGUGACUGCCAACUGUAGAGAAGUUAAAUCCUGCAUGUAGGUCUUAGCCACGCAGGUUCAGGGGUGUCCAGUCAUCCACGUGUUUCUAAAUGUUCAGGGCAGAACAACAGGAUUGCCUGGUGCUUUCCCAGAGCAGAGCUGGAGUCUGUGAGUGUGUUGGAAUUGUGUCUCCUACAAAGAAGCAAAAAUAGGCGUGAUUCCAAGCCUAGAGCAAGUCUGACAGGACAGGUCUGGGUUUUCAAAUUAUUUUUUCUCUUGCUGACCAUCUGUCCUUGCCUGGUGUGUCCAGAGCGUUUGGUCCACUUCUCAGAAAUCACUGACAGUGCACAGAGCCAACAGAUGUGGUCUGCAGAUGAAGGCUGUGUGAGGGCUGAGAGCGUAGCCUCCUGGCCACAUCAUGGGCUUUACAAACAGGGGAGUUAACUAGGAACACUUUCUGGACUUGCAGUAUCUUUUCAGAAUUUUAGUGCUUUGUGAGCCAGUGGGACAAAUGAGCCUUUAUGAUUUCUUCAGUUUUACGACCAGAGAGUUGAAAUCCAUGAAUCUUGAAGGUCUUGCCGAACUCCAAUGUGCUUUCCUCCGUGUGAGGGUGGAGAUUUUUGAAGAGGCCAGCAUCACGGUCUGGUCUCCAGUAUUACCUUGUAUUUUACUUCAUUAGCUGGGUCUGAGAAUGGAAUGUCUGAGGAGCCCGUGGCACGGUGUCAGGAGUUAGGACUUUGGAAGUUUGAUGACGUCUCAAGAGAUGUAGGAAACCCUUCUCUUAAGGCAAUCGUGAUGCUAAUGGAACUCGUUUUCCAGUUAAAGGACUCUUCUGGGACUCAAGCAUAUUGAGUCAACAGACUGUUUGGGGAUCAUCUUCCAAAGACAGUCACCUACCUCUUUGAUUUCUGAUUUAUAUUAUGCACAUGAAAAA
Molecule: messenger RNA, 3772 nt
Organism: Manis pentadactyla (Chinese pangolin)
Lineage: Eukaryota; Metazoa; Chordata; Mammalia; Pholidota; Manidae
Gene: GPR63
Product: G protein-coupled receptor 63
Exons: 2
Coding region: 286-1545 (419 amino acids)
Biological process (GO): G protein-coupled receptor signaling pathway
Cellular component (GO): membrane
Molecular function (GO): G protein-coupled receptor activity
Source: RefSeq, a predicted model, not a curated record